Molecule: messenger RNA, 2173 nt
Organism: Rosa rugosa (rugosa rose)
Lineage: Eukaryota; Viridiplantae; Streptophyta; Magnoliopsida; Rosales; Rosaceae
Product: SUN domain-containing protein 5
Exons: 4
Coding region: 163-2052 (629 amino acids)
Biological process (GO): protein folding in endoplasmic reticulum
Cellular component (GO): cytoplasm; membrane
Source: RefSeq, a predicted model, not a curated record
ACGGGAGAAAGCAGUUUCCGCAACACUAGGAGUGUUCUAGCCACAAAAAUCAGACACGACUUUUUUGGGGGGAUCCAAUUCCUAAGGAAAAGAAAGCCCCUAUUCCUCAUUCUCAUUCUCAUUCUCAUUCUCUCGUUUGGCUGUUCAGAACAUGAGAGAGAGAUGAAGAAGCCUCGCCACGGUUCCUUACAUAUCAAAAUCCAAAGCAACGACAACUCUGACACCAAGGACAAAGGAGACAAAAACAACAAGAGCAGCAACCACUACAACAACAAUAAAGGGAAGAGCUUCUAUGAGCUCUCUCUGUCUUUGAUCUUCUCUCUCUGGUGUCUUGUUGUCUUGUUCUACUCUAAGCUUGGUCUUGGCCAUGGCAAUGGAGGGAAUAUUUCAGGUCCGAGUAACAGAACUACACAUUGUCCUGGUGUUUACAAGGGUAAGCAUGGUGAGCAUGCAUAUUCAUUUGUGGCAAAUGGAGGCGAAAAUAAGACAAAUGGGAUGCUUUUAGAUUAUAAUUCGUCUGAAAGUUGUAAUGGUACUGCUGUUGGUCACAACUUGCCAGUUUCGAAGUACUCACUGCCGGAGACAAAUGGAUUAGAGAAGAUAGUUUGGAGAGUUUUGGGUUAUAGCAGUUUGGUCUGUGAACUCAACCAAGAACAAGAAGAGCAUAACAGAAACUGUCCAGGACAAUGUGUGAAUAGAACUUCUCACUCUACCUAUCUCAAUCUUGAUGAAUUUCGAAACAUAACAAAGCAAGAGAAAGACCGUGUAAUGCCUAGUCAGCUUGUUAACAUUACCCAUGGGCUCGAACCUGAUGGAACGGAGUACAACUAUGCCUCGGAAUCCAAGGGGGCAAAGGUGGUGUCUCACAACAAGGAAGCAAAAGGAGCAAGUAACAUAUUAGGCAAGGAUCACGAUAAAUACCUCAGAAACCCUUGUUCCGUAGAGGGAAAGUUUGUUAUAAUUGAGCUCGCAGAGGAGACUCUGGUAGAUGCUGUCAAAAUUGCAAAUUUUGAGCACUACUCUUCUAAUUUCAAGGAAUUUAAAUUGUCUGGCAGUUUAAGCUAUCCAACAGAAGCAUGGUCACCGCUGGGUAGCUUUGUUGCUGCUAAUAGUAAGCAUGCUCAAACCUUUAAGCUUCCUGAACCCAAAUGGGUGAGAUACCUAAAGUUGGAUUUACUAAGCCACUAUGGAGCAGAGUUUUACUGCACACUUAGUGUUCUAGAGGUGUAUGGUAUUAAUGCAAUCGAAAGAAUGCUUGAAGAUCUCAUUGUGGAGUCUGCAGAAUCUGCAACCAACAAGUUGCCAGAGCCUAAUGCAACUGUAAUAUCUUCUACAAAGGAAGAGGUUGGUCCAACUGACCGGAAAACAAGCAGCGAUAGUCAAAAUGGGAUUGGUGCAGCUGUAGGGAUACAAAACACUGAAGAAGCGCAACGAGCCAAUUCAGAUGCUUCCAAGAAUUCAGUAACUACUAACAAGAUUCCUGAUCCGGUUAUGACAGUUAGGCAGCAGCCAAAUGGAAGAAUUCCUGGUGAUUCUGUUCUGAAGAUUUUGAUGCAGAAGGUGCGGUCACUUGAGCUGAACUUGUCCGUGCUGGAGGAGUUUAUCAAAGAAUUGAACCGAAGACAAGGCGAUGUUUUGCCAGAGCUUGGUAAAGAGAUAUUAAGAAUAUCAUUGCUGUUGGAGCAAAGCAAAAUGGAGAUUAAAGAUCUCAUGCAAUGGAAGGAAACUAUGGAAAAACAAAUGAGUGACCUUGAACUAUGGAAAGCUGCUGUCUCGUCUCAAUUGAAUGCAUUGGUCAGGGAAAAUAACUUGUUGAGAUUAGAUUUUGAAAAGGUUGUAAAUGAUCAAGCCAGUCUUGAAAGCAAAGAGCUUGCUAUUUUAGCAGUUAGUCUUUUCUUUUUGUGCUUCGCGAUCCUCCAGCUAGUUUCAUUUCAAAUUUUGACAUUUUUCAGAACCUCUCAGCCUGACAACGGAUGCAGGAAAAGUAGAGGUUGGGUUUUAGUCAUUGUUAGCAGCAGUAUGACAAUAUUCAUAACUUUGAUAUAUAGCUAGUUUCUCUUCCUUUAGUGCAAAUUGGAGCAGUAGCAUAGGUUUUGUGGAAGCUGUAUGAUUAUAGAUUUUGUAUAGAAGAAUGGUAUUAUCAAAAAGUUCCAUGUGUUCUUUAUUUAUAAUU